AGCUAUUUUUCUACUCGCAACUGGAAUAUAUACUCCUUAUUUUCAACAUUAUAUCCACUCUCCUAAUCAAAAAAAACUGUGAAGCAACCUUAGCAACGCAAAUGAUCCGUUUGGUAUAUGAUGGACUCACACCCCAUGAAAACCCUUGGUUAAAAGUUCUGGCGCGUAUCGUUUCAAGCAUUAACUCCCGGAAAGAAUUGGACAUGUUGGGACCCACGGCUAUUACCCCCAUCCAGAUCGAUCAGUUCUCCCCAUUCUUUUAUUACCCCUGUUGCAAGCUUGGCCCAACUGCAUUGAUCCAAGCAUAAAUGGGAAGCCUGUUCUCUCCAAUCCCUUCAGCAAACAAAGCAGUCCCAGGAAGUGCAGCAUCCAGGAGAGACAAAAGGGAAAAAAUGCAGCUCACCUCUUCAAGAGCUUCUCAUUUGGCCCUGCCCAUUCUUAUCCAUCUCUCCCAACUUCUCCUAACACUAUCCCAGAGUACCAACCAAACCACCCCUUUGGUGCCCGCUGUGAUUGUGUUUGGAGACUCCAUUGUCGACCCGGGAAACAACAAUGCCAUCAAGACCGUCGUCAAGUGCAACUUCCCACCCUACGGCGUGGACUUCAUUGGCCACAAGCCCACUGGAAGGUUCAGCAAUGGAAAGAUACCAACUGAUUUCAUCGCUUCUAAACUUGGAGUCAAGGAGCUGCUGCCGGCUUAUCUUGGCACCACCUUGGGACCAGAAGACCUUCUCACCGGUGUUAGCUUUGCUUCGGGUGGGACGGGAUUUGACCCCCUCACAUCCAGAGUAGCGUCAGUGCUUUCAAUGGCGGAGCAGUUAGAGCUGUUCCAAGAAUACAAGGAGAAGGUGAGAGCCAUUGCAGGGGCGAAGAGAGCAGAUGAGAUUUUGUCCAAGGCUCUCUACCUGGUGUGUGCGGGGAGUGAUGAUAUUGCCAACACGUAUUUUACCACACCUUUUAGGAGGACACAUUAUGAUAUUUCUUCGUACUCCAAUUUACUGCUGCACUCAGCUUCCAAUUUUCUUCAGGAACUCAUCCACCUUGGAGCACGAAAGAUUGGCGUUGCGGGUAUCCCUCCAAUAGGGUGCGUACCAUCACAAAGGACUCUAUCCGGAGGGAUUUUAAGACAUUGUGCACCUGGUCAUAACCAAAUGGCAGAACUUUUCAAUUCAGGGCUAACCAAGGAGAUCCGAAGGCUUGGUGACAAGCAUCGAGUAAAAGUGGUCUAUAUCGACAUCUAUACUAUUUUACUUGACAUGAUUCAGCGUCCUAACAACUAUGGAUUUGAGGUUUCGACAAAAGGCUGUUGUGGUACGGGAGAUUUGGAGGUUUCAGUAUUAUGUAAUGGAUUGACCUCAACCAUCUGCACAGAUGUUUCUCAAUAUGUGUUCUGGGAUAGCUACCAUCCAACUGAGAGAGCAUAUAAGGUCCUUGUGGAUUGGCUUUACCAAAAUUAUAUUAGUUACUUAGUCUAAGAAGCAAAUAUGUCCAUAGGAUAUUAUUUCAGUUGGGAGAGUGAUGAAGGACUUAUUUUUUGAGAGAUGAUGUGGGACUUGUAUGUCUCAGCAUGUAUUGGUUCUUCCCUUGUCAUGCAGACAUGCUUUGUUUUGUGGCAGUUGUUUGAUGCAUA
Messenger RNA from Elaeis guineensis (African oil palm), 1630 nucleotides. RefSeq names its product GDSL esterase/lipase EXL3. The record is from RefSeq and is a predicted model, not a curated record. Gene Ontology annotation, molecular function: hydrolase activity, acting on ester bonds. NCBI's taxonomy places the organism in Eukaryota, Viridiplantae, Streptophyta, Magnoliopsida, Arecales, Arecaceae.